UUCCAUUUCCUAUAUAACUUGUCCCUCUCUAUUGAUCAAGGACUCUUACGCCUCCCUCACUCUAUCCUCCCUCCCCAUAUCAAACGGACAAUAGCCACAUCAUUUCGAGGAACUAUCAUGAUUCGUGUUGCUCUACUUUUAUUCGCGAUCCAUUUCUCAGGCUAUGGUCUUUUAGGAGUGGAGUCUCUGGGGAUCAACUAUGGCCAAGUCGGGAACAACUUGCUGCCACCGGACAAGGUCCUCGACCUCUUGAGCUCCUUGAGGCUCACCAAAGCGAGAAUCUACGAUACCAACCCUCAAGUCCUGACUGCAUUUGCAAACUCGGACGUCGAGCUCAUAGUGACGAUCGAGAACAACAUGUUGGGCCAGCUGACGGAUCCCGAGCAGGCCCUCCAGUGGGUCAGCACCCACAUAAAGCCGUACUUCCCGAAAACCAAAAUCACCGGUAUCCAUGUGGGGAAUGAGAUCCUGGGAGGGGAUAGCUCUGACCCGGCCCUGAUGACGAACUUGGUUCCAGCAAUGGCGAGCCUCCAAAGGGCGCUGGCCCAGCUCGGGCUCGAUUCGCACAUUCAAGUCUCGAGCCCCUGUUCUCUCGGGGUCCUGGCAGAGUCGUACCCACCUUCUGGAGGGAGCUUCAAGGGCGAGCUGUCCGGGGUGAUGUACCAAUUACUACAAUUCUUGGCGAGCACCAGGGCACCUUUCUGGAUCAAUGCCUACCCCUACUUUGCAUACAAGGACGACCCUUCCAGCAUUUCCCUGGACUACGUCCUCUUCAACCCUAACCAGGGAAUGGUCGAUCCUUACACAAAGCUCCGCUACGACAACAUGCUCUAUGCUCAAGUUGAUGCAGUCAUCUUUGCCAUGGCCAGGAUGGGCUUCCAAGGGAUCGAAGUUCGGGUGUCUGAAACCGGGUGGCCUUCAAAAGGAGAUGCAAACGAGGCUGGGGCAACCUUACAGAAUGCAGCGAUUUAUAAUAGGAAUCUGCUGAGGAGACAACUGCAGAACGAAGGGACACCAUUGAGACCGAGUACAAGGCUGGAGGUUUACGUGUUUGCGCUGUUCAACGAGGAUAUGAAGCCCGGACCGACUUCGGAGAGGAACUACGGUCUCUUUCAACCUGAUGGCAGAAUGACUUACAACGUUGGACUUUCCGCCUUGUCGAAUCAUAAAGCCACUUCAGCUACCAUCUCUCUCACUUCCUCCGCCACCAAGGUAGCGAAUAAGGAAAACCAAAGCUUGGUUUACUGGAUGUUUGUGUAUUUGCUGACCUUUCAAGUACUCUUUAUGAGAAGAAGACCCUUUUAAUCGAAUGGGAGGUUCUCCAUCGCAUGCAUGUAUAUAUUUACAUCUUGGUAAGGAAAAAGUUUAAAUUCUUUUUUAGGGGCUUUUUUUUUCUUUCUUUAUAUUGCAUUGCAUGGUUAAUUAGUAGGAAAUGGGGAAAUUAUUAGAAACAACCGAGCACGCAAAAUACUAUUGAUUAGAAUUCAAUCCAGAGAUCUGUUUAUUUCA
This is a messenger RNA of Punica granatum (pomegranate), 1509 nucleotides long. NCBI's taxonomy places the organism in Eukaryota, Viridiplantae, Streptophyta, Magnoliopsida, Myrtales, Lythraceae. The record is from RefSeq and is a predicted model, not a curated record.